Molecule: messenger RNA, 765 nt
Organism: Carica papaya (papaya)
Lineage: Eukaryota; Viridiplantae; Streptophyta; Magnoliopsida; Brassicales; Caricaceae
Source: RefSeq, a predicted model, not a curated record
AAAAGUUAGGGUUUCUUGCAGAGAAUGGCGGUGCCUGGCAAGGGAAAGAAACCCAGGCUGGACGGCGAGCGAGACUCUCUUUUUCGCUCGAUCGAGCAGUUGCAGGAUGUUCAGGAUGAACUUGACAAGAUGGCUGAAGAAGCUAACGACAAGGUGUUGGAAGUUCAUCGGAAGUUUACUGAUUUGAGCAAGCCUCUUUAUCAGAAGAGGGAUGAGCUUAUCAAAUCUAUACCUGAAUUCUGGUUGCUUGCACUUCUGAAACAUCCUGUACUUGGCAAUUAUCUGAAUUACGAAGACCAGAAGAUACUUAACUAUUUGACUUCUGUUGAGAUGGACGAGUUUAAAUGGGAGCAAGGAAGAUACGGAUACUCACUCAUCUUUCAUUUUGAGGAGAAUCCUUAUUUUGAAGAUGAAACGUUGACCAAAACCUUUACAUUUUCUGCUAAGGGAAGAGCAAAAGUAGCUGGUGCAACCAUCAAUUGGAAGGAAGGCAUGGGUAAUGCCAAUGGAGUUAACAUUUUUACGAGAGGAAACAAGCGAACAUUGGCAUAUGAAGAUAGUUUUUUCAGUUUUUUUGGCGAACCCUUAGAGAAAAUCGCGAAAGAGUUUCAAGUUGAGGAUGAUGAGGAUUGUGAUGAAGAUGAUGGUAAACAUGAUGUGGAGGAGCCAGAUGAUGAUGAUGAUGAUGGUGAUGAUGCUGCUUACGAUUCUGAUUAUGAUGCUUUUGAGCAUAGUUCUGAUGAUGAUGAUCACAGUGAUGAUUAA